This is a messenger RNA of Phalaenopsis equestris, 1724 nucleotides long. Its product is annotated as cyclin-dependent kinase F-1. The record is from RefSeq and is a predicted model, not a curated record. Gene Ontology annotation, cellular component: nucleus. Gene Ontology annotation, molecular function: ATP binding. Bases 40 to 1485 code for a protein of 481 amino acids. The transcript is spliced from 2 exons. NCBI's taxonomy places the organism in Eukaryota, Viridiplantae, Streptophyta, Magnoliopsida, Asparagales, Orchidaceae. Gene Ontology annotation, biological process: protein phosphorylation.
CCUCCACAAUCUGAAAUCGCAAUCACCAAAACCAUUCCCAUGGACGCUCCUCCUUUCCAAUCCUCUCGAAGCUGGAGCAUAUAUGGCCGCUCCGAGAUCACUGAGCAUUACGAGAUCCUCGAACGGAUAGGCUCGGGUGCCUACUCCGAUGUCUAUCGCGGCCGCCGGCUCUCUGACGGGCUCUUCGUCGCUCUCAAGGAAAUCCACGACUACCAAAGCGCAUUUCGCGAAAUCGAGGCACUCCAAAUCCUCCGCCACGCUCCCAAUGUGGUCGAACUCAUCGAGUACUUUUGGCAGGAGGACGAAGAUGCCGUUCUCGUUCUCGAAUUCCUCCACGCUGACCUCGCCGCGGUCAUCCGUGACGGCAAAAAGGCCGGCGUAUUGCCUGCCCGCGAGGUCAAGCAGUGGAUGCUUCAAAUUCUUAGGGGCGUUGACGCCUGCCAUCGGAAUUUGGUUGUCCAUCGCGAUCUUAAACCCUCGAAUCUGCUUAUCUCGGCAGAUGGAGUUCUCAAGCUAGCGGAUUUCGGCCAGGCAAGAAUAAUUCAGGGAACAGGGUUUAUGAAUGAAGAUAGCUUUGUGCUAACUGAGGAAGUUUCCCAAGGUAAGGAAUGGAUUCCUCAAGAUGUUGAAGUUAUUGUAGACAUGAGAAACCAUUCACCUGAUCCGUUAGAGAUUCAGAUCCUGAGUUCCAAAGAAACCAUCAGGCCCCUCAACGAGCAUGAAUACCUUGUUGAAGUAGAAGACAUAAAGGCAAAAUACUCUGACGAGACUGACAUGGACACCAGCCUCCAUGAUGGUGAUGUGUCCUGCCUGGCUACUUGCAGCACUGAUGACAUUGAAGAUGCCCCCUUCAAAAGCUCUUACUCGUAUGAAGUAGCUGAAGGUCGAGCCGAUGAUGAAUCUGGUACCAUGACAUCCUGUGUCGGAACGCGGUGGUUUCGUGCUCCCGAACUCCUUUAUGGUUCUACAAACUAUGGACAGGAGGUUGAUCUCUGGUCUUUGGGUUGUAUUUUUUCAGAGCUACUUAGCUUAGAGCCGCUUUUUCCGGGGAGUUCCGACAUCGACCAGAUAGGCAGAAUCAUCAGUGUUUUGGGGGACUUCAAUGAGGAGACAUCCCCUGGUUGUUCUAAAUUACCAGAUUAUAACAAAAUUGCCUUCAACAAGGUUGAUAAUCCUAUAGGCUUGGAAGGAUGCCUUCAGAACCGUUCUUCGGCCGAAGUUGCUUUUGUGCGAAAACUGGUUCGCUAUGAUCCUGCGACCAGAGCAACUGCAGCGGAGUUGCUGGCUGAUGUGUACUUCAAGGAAGAGCCUCUCCCUGCGCCUUUAAAUGAACUGAAAGUUCCUUCAUCAAGGGAUGGGCAGGAUGAGAAAUCUUCUGGCGAGUGGGGAGAUUACAGGGACAUGGGAUCUGAUUCGGAUUUUGAUGAUUUUGGUGGGGUGACAGUUGCCAGCACUGGCAAAGGUUUCUCGAUCAGAUUUUCUUGAUGUACGAACUUCAUCAAGGAUGUUUCAUAUAUAAUAUUUAUUUAUGGUAACAAAAAUUUUCUAUUAGCUUAGCAAUUAGUGUGUGGUAAUGCAAGAAUAAUGAAGCUUAACCUGGUUUACAGCUACAGAAUGUUUUUGGUGAGAAUGUAAUAUAUCAACAUUCGGUUGAAAAAGGGGGGAGUUGGAACUGUAAUUCUGCUUCAGGCCAUAAUGAUUGCCAGGUUGAUAUUGUUUUGUCA